AUGGCUCCUGAGACCUUCGAACAGCGUGAGGCUCGCUGGGCGCUUGGCGAGGACAAGAAGGGUUUCAUGAACCUGCCGAAGAAAAACUUCAAGUAUCUCAAUUCCAAGAAUGAGUGCAUGUAUCCGGCACAGGACGGUAUCAGAUUCUGGAGACCUGAUGAAGGCUGCAAACCCAUCGAGGUGAAUCCAGCAAUCGAGCGAGCCAGGAGAAAUGGCACAUUGACCUACGCAAUGGAGCGUUACUGGAGGCGUUUCCCUUACGACAUGUGUCUUCCAGUCGCGGGCAUACCGCUUGAUGAACGACGUGCAGAGCAACAGUCUGCAGAGCCAGCACCGAGCAGAAAGAGGAAAGCCGUUGAUCCACCCGCGGAACCAGAAAGACGGAGCAAGAGACUGCUCCGUCCAGAACCAGAAGCAGAUGAGCCGAUAGAUCAACCCGUAUGCGCCAAGGAGCUGUCAGCGGCACCUCUACCUACCCCUGAGUCGGAGGCUAUGUCUGGGCCCGAGGCUUUACCAGAGCCAGCACAUGGAAAAGAUGGUGCUUCUACGGUCGAGCCCGAGAUGGUAUUUGUGCCAGAGGCGGGACAGCCCGCAAACGAGAAAUCACAGCCUGAGCAAAAAGUACAAGCUCCGCCAGCGAACUCUAAGCCCAAGCCUAAGCCCAAGACAACUACAAAGCCAAAGGCUGAAUCAAAGGCCCGUGUGAGCAAGGCUAAAGCCAUCAGCAAGUCCGAAGUCAAGGCAAAACAAGAAAGCAUCGCUGAGAUCCUGGAGGAAAAGCUCCUCGACAACAAACUCCCUGAGCUUCGGGAUCCCAAAUCUCAAGGAGACUCGUGGUUGGCACGCCAAGCGCAACAGAAUCGGGAGCCUGUAACCCCCCUUUGGACACCAAUUUUGCCCAAGAAGAGAGACCCAGCCGCUGCCCAGGGCCCCCCCGGAUUUCCCGGUCUCAAACCAGACUUGUACCGCCCGGCGCCCGCCGUGUUCUUUGUGCCGUCGCGACCCUCGCUUGCAGGAUGGCAUAAGUUGAUUGCUGACGAUGUUGAACUCUCACAGGAAGAUGGCUUUCACAGCCGGCCGUCCAUUAAGCUUGUGAUGCCCGACCACCUGAAGGCACUCCUCGUGGACGAUUGGGAGAACGUCACCAAGAAUAACCAGCUGGUGCCGCUCCCUCAUCCUCAUCCAGUGAACGAAAUCCUUGAGGAGUAUCUCGCAUACGAGAAGCCGCAUCGUGGUGAAGGCACAGCUGCCAUGGACAUCUUGGAGGAGACAAUUGCUGGCCUCCGAGAGUAUUUUGACAAGAGUCUCGGCCGCAUCCUCCUCUACCGCUUUGAGCGUCCCCAGUACUCUGAGAUCCGUGGAGGAUGGGAGACAAGUACGGAUGACAGCAAGAAGGAGGGCCCGUGUUCCACCUACGGAGCUGAGCAUCUCUGCCGUUUGCUCGAGCUAGUUGGUCAGACCAACAUGGACCAGCAGUCUGUCAACCGCCUGCGAGAGGAGAUUGUCAAGCUCACCAACUGGCUUGGCAAGCAUGCUACCAAGUACUUUGUAAGCGAGUACGAGAUCCCGCCGCAGGAGUACAUCGACAAAGCCCGAGGUGUCUAG
Phaeoacremonium minimum UCRPA7 is the source of this 1605-nucleotide messenger RNA. RefSeq names its product putative histone acetylase complex subunit protein. Gene Ontology annotation, biological process: chromatin organization; regulation of DNA-templated transcription. The record is from RefSeq and is a predicted model, not a curated record. The transcript is spliced from 3 exons. NCBI's taxonomy places the organism in Eukaryota, Fungi, Ascomycota, Sordariomycetes, Togniniales, Togniniaceae. Gene Ontology annotation, cellular component: nucleus; NuA4 histone acetyltransferase complex; Rpd3S complex. Bases 1 to 1605 code for a protein of 534 amino acids.